AUGUCCUCGCUCAGCCAGCGCCGGCCUGCCAGCGCCACCGCCGACAAGAUAGAACCCGAGCGCGAGCUCCCACAAUACAGCUCCAACGACUCCGAAAAACAGCAACACUCUCUUGCUCUUGGGAGAUUUCGCGUCGCAACGGCCGGAGAAAGUGGCCGAUCAGGAUUCCACCCGUGGUAUUUCCUGAAAGUAUGUUUCCGAAGCACAUGCACCCUGUCGAUGGUCGUCAACAUCUUCUGGCCUGUCGUCCCUGCUGCUAUCGUUCUCGGUUUCGCUCGCCCCGACCUCAAGGUCUGGGUGUUUGCGCUCAAUUAUAUUGCUAUGGUCCCGAGCGCCAAUCUGAUGGGCUUUGCCGGCGGCGAGCUGUCUCGGAAAUUGCCCAAGGUUGCCGGAAUUCUGCUAGAGACGAGUUUAACUUCGGUCGUCGAGCUGAUCCUGUUUAUGGUCCUGAUUAAGAAAGAUGUAAACAAUAGUUUUAUUCCUGUCAUCCAGGCCGCUAUCUUGGGUUCCAUUUUGGCCAAUCUGCUUUUGUGCCUGGGUCUGUGCUUUUUCUUUGGUGGUAUAAGACGAGAAGAGCAGAUUCUGCACGAAGCUGUCAGUGAAGUCGGAUCUGGUCUUCUUCUGGUGGCUGGUUUCGCCCUGUUGAUUCCGACUGCCUUUUAUUCCGCCUUGUCUGGAACAGCUCAGGGAAAUUCCACUUUUACGUCAGAGGAGCUUAUUGUUAACACCCGGACAAUCAGUCGGGGGACAUCUAUCAUUCUCUUAGCCGCGUUCGGCAUGUUCCUAUGGUACAAUCUACGUACCCAUCACGGUAUUUUCGAUGAAGUGCUCGAGAACGACGAGAACCAGGACGAAGAUGGAGACAGAGAGCGAAGGCGGCCGAAGCUGACUUUGCUUGAGAGUCUUAUCGCAACGGUCGUUGCACUGGCACUGGUCGCCAUUUCGGCUGUCUUUUUGGUCGAGAACAUCCCUGCCAUCAGGGAGCGAGGCGUGCCGGACAACUUUAUCGGUCUGAUCCUGGUUCCUCUGGUUGAAAAGGCGGCAGAACAUUUGACUGCAAUCGAUGAAGCAUGGGACAAUCAAAUCAACUUUGCCCUCUUCCACUGCCUCGGCCCUUCGAUCCAGACUGCCCUGCUUAAUUCUCCUCUGGUCGUCAUUGUCAGCUGGGGACUCGGCAAAAACAUGGAUCUCAACUUUGAGAUUUUCAUGAUUGUCCUCCUGGUCAUGUCCAUUCUCGUGGUAGGCAAUUUCCUGCGCGACGGAAAAUCAAACUACAUGGAGGGCGGCCUUUGCGUGCUUGUCUAUCUGAUUAUCGCCCUUACGACAUGGUAUUACCCUAACCCAGAAGAAGGCACGACAAACGUGCAGAUGCCUGGGGAAUGA
This is a messenger RNA of Talaromyces rugulosus, 1383 nucleotides long. RefSeq lists its product as uncharacterized. The record is from RefSeq and is a predicted model, not a curated record. The coding region runs from base 1 to 1383 and encodes 460 amino acids. Gene Ontology annotation, cellular component: fungal-type vacuole membrane. Gene Ontology annotation, molecular function: calcium:proton antiporter activity. Gene Ontology annotation, biological process: intracellular calcium ion homeostasis; calcium ion transmembrane transport. The transcript is spliced from 3 exons. NCBI's taxonomy places the organism in Eukaryota, Fungi, Ascomycota, Eurotiomycetes, Eurotiales, Trichocomaceae.